CCGGUUCACUAUACCCGGUCGGUCCGUAACAACCUUCCCAUAAAUCUAAAGUUAGGGCAAAAUCCUCAUCUCCGGCUCUCUCUCCCUCGUUCGCUUCGUGCUCUUCGCUCUCGGGCGUCUAGCGACGCAGCAACAAGAACAGCGCUUCAAGGCGGGAAUAGAGGAUUUUGUAACCCAAAUCCGCCAUGAGAUUGGAAAAAUGCUGGUUCUGUUCCUCUACUGUAUAUCCUGGGCAUGGUAUUCAGUUUGUUAGGAAUGACGCUAAGAUUUUCCGAUUUUGUCGAUCUAAAUGUCACAAGAACUUUAAGAUGAAGAGGAAUCCUCGUAAAGUUAAGUGGACCAAGGCUUAUAGGAGACUGCAUGGAAAGGAUAUGACACAGGAUUCAACCUUUGAGUUUGAGAGGAAGCGAAAUAGGCCGGAGAGAUAUGACAGAAACCUUGCUGAGAACACUUUGAAGGCCAUUAAGAAGAUUGAUAAAGUCAGAGUUGAAAGGGAGGCCAAACAUCAUGAAAAUAGGUUUAAGGAAAAGAGAUCCAAGGAACCGAAGGAGGCAGCAAAGGAGCUCAAGCAGAGCAUCGACAUGAUCAGGGCUCCUGCAGCCCUCCAACCGGAACCUUCUCUUAUUUUACCGAAGAAAGUCAAGGUUUCUUCUCAGCAAUCAGAGGAAAAUCGCAUGGAGGAGUGAUCUUUGCUUCGUCUUUAUGUGGAGGCAAAAGCUUUUUUAUUCCUGGCUUCUUUACAUUUAGAACCCGGUAAUUAAAUAGCUAUUGAUAGUUUUCAGUGUAUGGAGUGGUUCGUUUGUUGUUCUUUGGCAUCUGAACAUGCCUUUGAAGAUUAUUGUAAUGUUGGGCAUUUUUAUUGAGAUUUGGGAACCAAUUUUGAAGAUUUUGGAUAUUAUAGAGAAACUUUUAAAGUAAUAGGUCUGUUGCCCAUUUCAGCUUAAAUGUCUAAACUUUGUGUAAGAGAUCAAUCCUGAAUUGGUUGUUGAUGUUUUGUUUUGAAUGAGAUUCAAACAGAGUAAAGGAAGAGAAGGUGUUUUUCA
Camellia sinensis is the source of this 1043-nucleotide messenger RNA. Its product is annotated as putative ribosome biogenesis protein RLP24. The record is from RefSeq and is a predicted model, not a curated record. Gene Ontology annotation, cellular component: nucleolus. Gene Ontology annotation, biological process: ribosomal large subunit biogenesis. NCBI's taxonomy places the organism in Eukaryota, Viridiplantae, Streptophyta, Magnoliopsida, Ericales, Theaceae. Gene Ontology annotation, molecular function: structural constituent of ribosome.